AGUUGUAGAUCGAAUGCCAUAGCGAACAGUUGAUGGUGCAUCACUUGGAAGUUGUGCAUUGUGCAAUUAAAAUAGGGAGUGAAAACAAGUCGAUCUUAUACGUGUAAUAAUAGAUACGUUGAGUCCACUCAAAAUUACAAACACGUAGAUCUGAUGAUUCGGUUCAGUGGCGGCUAGCAGUUCAGUGUGUACACUAUUCAGUGAACAGUCAACGUUUUCAUUGCCAAGUGUGUUUUAAUUACAACGGAGUAGUAGCUAAAAUAAAACCGAUCAAUCAUGUCAAACAAGCCAAUUUUGUAUAUGCACACCUUUAGCCCACCAUCUCGGGCGGUUUUAAUGACUGGAGCAGCGCUUGGCAUUGAGUUCGAGUGUAAAGUGGUAAAUUUGUUGGAAUUUGCGCAUUUGGAACCCAAGUUUGUCAAGCUCAAUCCACAACACACCAUUCCGUUUCUCGAUGAUAACGGCGUGCUGAUAGCUGAUAGUCAUGCAAUUUGCGCAUAUUUGGUUGGGAAAUACGGCAAAGACGAUUCACUUUACCCAAAAGACUUGGCGAAACGCGCUCAAGUAGAUUCUCGUUUGCACUUUGACUCUGGCCAUCUCUUCGCUCGAUUGCGAUUUUUGUAUGCACCAAUUUUGUACUGUAAGUCUUCCGAAAUGCCUGAGGAUCGUAUCCAGAAUAUACAAACGGCUUGGGAUAUUCUGGAACGAUUUCUCUCCGAAACACCAUACGUUUGUGGCAAUGAUUUGACCAUUGCCGAUUUAUGUUUGGUCGCAACUGCAUCCUCUUUGACUGAUAUCGUUCCGUUGGACCCAGUCAAACACUCUAAAAUCAAACAAUGGAUCGAUCGAUUGUCACAAUUACCAUACUAUGAAGAGGUCAACGCAAUCGGAGCUAAGGGAUUACAAGCGGCCAUACGUAAAUUGCUGAAAAAGAAUGCAGAAUCGAAGUAAAAACAAGUGAAUAAGUGAAAUUUCGACAAUUCCUAAUGGAAUUAGGUGUGUCAAUUAGUUUUUCCACAUGAAAUUCGAUAUUGAAUUGAAAAUUAUCAAUCAUUGUCACAAUGACUGAGGUGUGUCAUGUGUCAUUUUAUUUUUGAAUGUAAGUGAUUACACAUUUGACAAAGAUAACUUUCAGCGAUUCUUGAAGAAAAAAUCAAAACAAACUUGAGAAAAUACUGGAAUAAUUAAAAAAAAAAGUUUGAAGAACGAAGAAAAACAAAAUGAGAUUGAAAAAAAUAAAACAAACUUUGAUGAAUUAAGACA
This is a messenger RNA of Sitodiplosis mosellana (orange wheat blossom midge), 1263 nucleotides long. RefSeq names its product glutathione S-transferase 1-like. Gene Ontology annotation, biological process: glutathione metabolic process. Gene Ontology annotation, molecular function: glutathione transferase activity. The transcript is spliced from 4 exons. The record is from RefSeq and is a predicted model, not a curated record. The coding region runs from base 277 to 951 and encodes 224 amino acids. Lineage: Eukaryota; Metazoa; Arthropoda; Insecta; Diptera; Cecidomyiidae.